Messenger RNA from Drosophila yakuba, 1302 nucleotides. RefSeq names its product GTP-binding protein 10 homolog. The coding region runs from base 68 to 1219 and encodes 383 amino acids. The record is from RefSeq and is a predicted model, not a curated record. The transcript is spliced from 3 exons. Gene Ontology annotation, molecular function: magnesium ion binding; GTP binding; GTPase activity. NCBI's taxonomy places the organism in Eukaryota, Metazoa, Arthropoda, Insecta, Diptera, Drosophilidae. Gene Ontology annotation, cellular component: mitochondrion.
UCCUGGUCACAGUAAAAGUCACUUUUUGCGGAACUGCUCAUCGCUAUUGUAUAAUGCCGCCUCUGCGAUGGUGCAAAUCUUUAAAUUCCUGUUAAAGUCCAGCAAAUCUCCCGGUCGUGCCCAUUUCCGGCCCACUUUUCUGGACAAUCUGCGGUUGGCAGUUCGUGGAGGCCAUGGUGGGAAUGGAUUGCCCAAGUACGGAGGAGUCGGUGGUCAAGGCGGUUGCGUUUACUUGGUGGCAAAGGAAGGACUUACCCUUCGCAAGGUCGUCCAGGGAUUGAAGGACAAGCGAGUGGCAGCAUCUAGUGGCGAGGAUAGCAGCAAGGCAAGCAUCUUUGGACGCCGUGGACUCGACCAGAGAAUCGAGGUGCCUGUAGGCGUUCAGGUGUAUGACGACCAACAGAAACUUAUCGCCGACCUCAACGAGCACGCGGCCACGUGCAUUGUGGCGGGCGGAGGUACUGGCGGAUGCACGGCCACAAAUUUUCUGGGACGUCCCGGGGAGAAUCGCACGGUAAAUCUGGACCUAAAGCUCAUAGCAGAUGUGGGACUUGUGGGAUUCCCCAACGCAGGCAAGAGCACCCUUUUAAAAGCCGUAUCUAAUGCCAAACCAAAAAUUGCAGCCUAUCCCUUUACCACCAUUCGACCUCAGAUUGGAACCAUCGAGUACAGCGACCUGCGCUCCAUCACAGUGGCCGAUCUUCCUGGUCUGAUCGAGGGAGCUCAUGCGAACUUUGGCAUGGGUCACAAGUUCCUUAAGCACAUAGAACGCACCCGCCUGCUCGUCUUCAUGGUGGAUAUAUUCGGCUUCCAGCUGAGUCCCAGGCACCCGCAUCGCGACUGUUUGGAAAAUGUGUAUGCGCUCAACAAAGAGUUGGAGCUCUACGACCCAUCGCUUCUGGAGAAGCCCAGUGUCCUGCUGUUGAACAAAAUGGACAAGGAGGGUGCCCACGAGAUCCUCACCAAAGUUAAGCCGUUCAUCAAUGACUUGGCCAGCGGGCUUGAACAGUGUCCCGAAGAACUGCGUCCGAAACAGAUACUUAAGUUUGAAAGCAUUGUCCCCAUAUCGGCCAUAAACUCGUCGAAGAUCCCGCAAGUGAAAUCGCAACUUAGGAGGACCCUUGUGCGGCUGGCUGAGAAACAAUUCCUGGCGGACGAGGAUCAGGUUAGGGAAAAGCUAAAGCAGCGCGUUAGCCUGGUAGGUCCCAAAAUUACCUAGUUGUUAAUAUAUGUAUUUUGUAUGCGAUUUAUGAAAUUAAAUUACCUUUAAACAGCGUAAUUCUAUAAUAUUUAAAGCAAAUA